Hyposmocoma kahamanoa is the source of this 3959-nucleotide messenger RNA. RefSeq lists its product as uncharacterized. The record is from RefSeq and is a predicted model, not a curated record. Bases 199 to 1746 code for a protein of 515 amino acids. The transcript is spliced from 5 exons. Lineage: Eukaryota; Metazoa; Arthropoda; Insecta; Lepidoptera; Cosmopterigidae.
UACCCAAAAUUUUUGUGAUUAUUCGUUCUCAGUGAUAAUUUCAACGUAAAAUUUAACUUUCUAUGUGAUAGUCACUCAAUUUAAGUGUUAAAUAAAUUUGUUGGUGUGACAUUGUUGUGCGUGAACUACGAAUUGUCAACUAAUGUUGGAAGUCAACAAAUUUUGAAUUUAUAUAAGUAGAAACAAUGAAAGUAAAAUAUGAGAUGCCCUCAGAUAUGCUGCGCCUACACUUACCGACUUUCAAGAAGACAUUCCACAACUUGCCUCAUUGGCUUCUUCAUCGUCACUCUAGUCAGUAUUCUUCAAUUGUAUUCACACAAACAUUACGCGCACUCAUACAAAGAGCAUAUAGCCGGUGAUUUUGACUACAAACCUGGGGCAUUUCUCAAAGGAUCAUUUCCAAAUAAAAGUAACAAUUACUGUGGAUUCAACUACGGCCUCCCUAGGACACUCAACUUUAGCUCGUUCCGCGUCUAUCCGUCCCUUGAAGCUGGAACCAAAAGCCCGUAUAGAAUUAUUUACAACGCCAUCGAAGCCUUAGCCUAUCGAAACCUUAGCAAGUAUGAUGAAGUAACCUACGUCACACAUGCUACCCCAGAGUUUAUUUAUCACAUUGUUGAAAUCGCCAGGUAUUGGAAUGGCCCUAUUAGUCUUUCUAUUUUUGUACCAGAUUACGAUCUUGCCAUUGCAAUGCAGAUUUUGAGCCAACUUUGCCAGUGUUAUCACGGUAUGUCAAAAGUUUCUGUUCAUCUAUUCUACCCUAAAGCUUUCCCCCCAAACGUGAAGAGGCAAAGAUAUAUUCGCACUACAACACCACCAAUGACUACUACUGUAAACGUAGAAGAAGUUUUGAAGAAGAAAAUGGAGAAUUAUAGAAAUUUAUCUGGAAAGGCUAGAGCUGAAUAUGUGCAAAAAGCGAUGAAGAACAAAAUAAUGAAAAUGCUGAUACCGGCGCCGACAAGGAGAACUGUGGCACCUAUCUUGAAAUUCAAGGAUUGUUCAGGAUUACAAUACACUUCGUACAAUAUCCCUACGUUUAGACAACAGUACAAUAUGUUAUAUCCGAUAAACGUAGGUAGAAAUUCUGCGAGGAAUGCCACAAAGACGAUCUAUUUUCUCGUGUCGGAUAUAGAGCUUGUGCCAAGUGACGAAUUAGCAAUACACUUUGUGAAUAUGUUUCGAAAGUUAAUAAGCGGAAAUAGGAGUAUAAUUCCCAGGACGGUAUUUGUAGUACCGCUUUUUGAAGUAGCGAAAGGUGAACUGAUGCCGCGCGAUAAAAAAACAUUGGUUGAAAUGGUAGCGGAGAAUCGAGCCACAUACUUCCAUCAAAAAGUCUGUUCACACUGCCAGAGAUUCCCUGGACUUCAAACUUGGCUCAGCAGGCCACAACCCGAAGGAGUAGAGCCUAUGAUGAUUGCUCGACGCGAGUAUCCGUACCACCGGUGGGAACCUCUUUAUUUCGGGACUAACAAAGAGCCUUGGUACAGUGAGAUCCUUUCCUGGGAAGGACAACAGGACAAAAUGACUCAGAUGUUGGAACUCUGCCUACAAAAUUAUCGGAUGGUUAUUCUGGAUGGCGGGUUCCUCUGUCAUGCCGCAGGUCCUACACCAGGGACCAAGAAGUUCCGACACCCUCGUGCACAAAGUAUUAAUGAAAUUAAAUAUAUGAAGAUUAUAGCUAAGUUCAAAGAAAAAUAUCGGCCAAGGGGAAAAUGUCACAUCAACUAUGGUUUGGAAACUCCAUGACCUCAGUCGAGGAGUCAAAGCAGAGAUUUUUCAGGGCUCUAAGAAUCGUAGGCAUGCAUAUGAGCGGUUUAGAUACAUUGCUCAAAAAUUCAGCAUGCGUCAUUGAUAGGAAAAACAUCGGAUGUCUUCAGUCCACUCCAGUCUCAUGGUGCUUUGUAAACGUUUUUAGUAUUCCAUAGUCAAAUUGUAUAAGUUCGUCGUCAGAUGCGCGCUCUUCAACCUGUAGCCAUAAAUAUUAUAUAUUUUUUAAAGGUUGUUGAUGACUCAAAAACAGAAAUUAUGCUUUUUUUUCAUUGUACUGUCUUUAAAAGGGUUCAAAAUUAGUACAAAAAGUAAUGAGGUCGUUGAACCUUAGUGCGUUACACAUGGUCAAAGUUGGUAAGGCUUUGGUGUAAUAAAUAAAACAAAAUAUAGAUUCCAAAUUUUCAGGAAAGAUAUUACGGACAAUGUAUUAUAUUAUAAGACUAUUUACCGCUUUGAGUAUUAGAUGGUUUCGUUAAGAAAUUCGUGAGAAAAAUAACGAAUGAAAAAUAAUUGUAAGCGAGUUGAUAAUUAUAGAUGUAUUCGAAAUUUUGAUUCAAAAAAUUCGCGUUGCCAGUAUACCGAAGGCGCAUCGCAGUUUGAUGUAGUUAUAAACGUACAGUACUAUUUUCUGAAAUCCAAGUUUCGGAAGUAUUUGAGUUUUACAGAAAUUAUCGAUUGUCUCGCCCAUCCAUUCGCUUCUACAAUUGAAUGGUAAUUUUAAACGCUUAGACGUAGGGUGUGAUGUCUGUAUUGAAUUGUCGAAUGUGCGAGAAAAUUAUCAUAUUAAAGAACACGUUACAAUGAAAGAUAUCGUCAAACUUUCGUGAAACUGGAAUAAUUACGAAGUUUUGGUUUUAGUUAAUAGUGCUGUAUAAAGGCGGCCUCACGCGGUCCGUGGUUUUACCCGUUUAUUGGCACGCCUGCAUGAUAAGAGCCUCGUCCAUGGUAACGCAGACGCAUCCGUAGCUGUGCAAGGAUAUUGAUCCAUGCAUCGCUACGGACGCGCCUGGAAUCGGGAGCCAAUUAAAAUAGCAGUUGUAAUUGGCUAAUAAUAUGUUGUCGUCUGUAAUUAGUUAAUUAUUAUCAUGAAAUGGGCGAGGCCGAUGUGUGUUGAUGAUUUUCGUUCUGUAAAUGAUUAUUUAUUCAUAUGAAACGGGCGGCAGGCCAUCAGUGGUCCUCGGCUGUGCGAAAAAACCUGUAAAAUCUCGGACCAUGUGAGACUGUCUUAACGAUUACUUGAUUGAUGAGUAAAUAACAAAUAUAGACAUUUGCCAAAUGCCGUUAUUAUUAUUAGUGAAAGGUAAAGAAUUGAUCUUUAAUGACCUAGAUGUUACUAGGUGAAUGUAAAGAAGUGAUUUUAGGAAUUUUCGGGUACCUAAUUUACUAAAUAAAUAACCUUCGGCUUAUAUAUAUUAGUAUCGUACUGUGAUUAAAUUGUUGUGAAUUAGUUGGAUUUGUUUAAAGCUAUCAAAUGUAUUCUUAAGCUAUUACGGCAUAUAGGUCUGUGUCUGUGAACACACACCAGAUUUAAGCUCCUGUGGCCCUGUGUACGUAUGUGUAUAUGUAAGUCAAAAUGUACAUAAUAGGUCUGACCCGGACAAUAUUAUCCAUACAAUCACGUAAGAGUGUGUGUACAUUGUAAUGGAAAUAUAUGAGCAUAUAUUAUAUGAGCAUCUAGAACAAUACAUUUUUCAUAAAAAACUGAGUGCAUACUUACUUGGGCCCGAUGUAUGUAAUUAUAUUUAGUAUAUUUUAAUGUACAUUGCGCAUUUAGCUAUUUUCCCAUUGUAGUUUGCUGGGUUUUAGGAUGUCAAUGUACAAAGUGUCGUUUCAACCAGAGCCUGAACUUUUAUUAAUAUCUUUCUUUUAAAUUGUUGGAAAAAUUUUCGUAAGUUUUUGUGAUAUAUAAAAUUUAUGACAAAUCGAAAUUUCCUUUGCCAAUUUAUAAAAAAAGUAUGUACUUACCCAGAAAUCUGAUGAUUUUUGUCAUUCCCCAUUAAAUUUUUAUCAUCCCUGUCAAUAAUUUAUCAAUCUCUAUAUUUUCAACACUUACAAAUUUAAGUAUAAAUAGAUAUUUAGAUAUACAUGUAUAAUUUAACAUGUGCUGGCCCCGUAGUAUGCCGCCUCGUUAAAGCUAUUAUAUCCACAUUUAGCUUUCUAAUUCGAGUGAUAAACCGGUAUUUUAAAAU